AAGUGAGUUAACAAACCUAACAUAGGGUAACAAAUUCACAUCAUGCGUGCCAUCCCUUUUUAAUUCUGAUUCUCUCUCUCUCUCUCUCUCCUUCUUCUUCCUCUUUCUCUUUGUCUGUCACUGUCUUUCGGGUUAGUUUACAAUGACUGAACCUUCCAAGGUCAUUCAUGUUCGAAACGUGGGGCACGAAAUAUCUGAAAAUGAUUUACUUCAGCUAUUUCAGCCUUUUGGAGUCAUAACAAAGCUUGUGAUGCUGCGUGCAAAAAAUCAGGCUCUUCUCCAAAUGCAAGAUGUUCCAUCUGCAGUUAGUGCUUUACAAUUUUAUGCAAGUAUUCAACCAAGCAUAAGGGGAAGGAAUGUUUAUGUACAGUUUUCCUCACAUCAAGAGCUAACAACAAUGGAUCAGAAUCAAGGACGAGGAGAUGAGCCAAACCGAAUUCUCUUAGUUACAGUUCAUCACAUGCUGUAUCCUAUAACAGUGGAUGUGCUGUAUCAAGUAUUUUCUCCUCAUGGAUCUGUGGAAAAGAUUGUAACAUUUCAGAAGUCAGCUGGCUUUCAAGCUCUUAUCCAGUAUCAAUCAUGUCAGAGUGCUGUUGCUGCAAGAAGUACACUUCAGGGACGUAAUAUAUAUGAUGGAUGCUGUCAGCUGGACAUUCAGUUCUCAAACCUUGAUGAAUUACAAGUGAACUACAAUAAUGACCGUUCAAGGGACUUCACAAACCCAAAUCUCCCUACAGAGCAGAAAGGCAGACCCUCUCAACCUGGAUAUGGUGAUGCAGGAAACAUGUAUUCUGUUCAAGGUUCUGGAGCCAGGGCAGUUGGAUUUCCACAGAUGGCCAAUGCUGCAGCCAUUGCAGCUGCAUUUGGGGGAGGUUUGCCUCCUGGAAUAACUGGGACAAAUGACAGGUGUACAGUUCUUGUCUCAAAUCUUAAUCCUGAUAGAAUAGAUGAGGAUAAACUGUUCAACUUAUUCUCCAUUUAUGGGAAUAUUGUGAGAAUUAAACUUCUCCGAAAUAAACCAGACCAUGCACUUAUCCAGAUGGGCGAUGGCUUCCAAGCUGAAUUGGCAGUGCACUUUCUGAAGGGAGCCAUGUUGUUUGGGAAAAGAUUGGAGGUCAACUUUUCCAAGCAUCCAAACAUAACACAAGGUGCUGACACACAUGAGUACAUCAAUUCAAAUCUCAAUCGUUUCAAUCGUAAUGCUGCUAAAAACUACCGGUAUUGCUGCUCGCCAACAAAGAUGAUCCAUUUGUCCACACUCCCACAAGACAUCACUGAUGAGGAGAUUGUGAGCCUUCUAGAGGAGCAUGGAACCAUUGUCAACAGCAAGGUCUUUGAGAUGAAUGGGAAAAAACAGGCCCUGGUUCAGUUUGAGACCGAGGAGCAGGCUACUGAAGCUCUUGUGUGCAAGCAUGCGAGCUCACUUUCUGGCUCAGUAAUCAGGAUCUCCUUUUCCCAGUUACAGAAUAUAUGAGACUUUGUUAAGCACAGUAAGGACAAGGGUUCUGAAUUUGGGAAGCAUAAUUUUUAUGCAGAUGAUCGUCCUCUUCAUUAUAUUGUAAUGGUCACCUUGCUUACUAAUUUACUGAUAAGAUCUUCUCUUUGACUUUUUCUCUUCUAAUUAUUUGCCUUCUCAUCUGCAUUGCUCUACUAGUGCUUUAGGUUGCUAACAUAAUGUAGUUAGGGGUAGAUUUUUAUGAUUGUGGAUAGGUCGAGUCUUUGAAGAAUAGAAAGGAAGGGAAAUCACUACCUUCUGCUGGAGGGAUUGCUUUUUUAUUUUAUUUUUAAAUCAUUGUUGUAUAUGUUUUGUGAUUCAGGCUAAGUAGGCCUUUCUGUUGUAUUCUCAAUCCAUAUCAAAAUCUUCUUGUCCAACUUAGCAAAUAUCUAUUGGUUUGCUCUCUCCUUUUGCAGCUACAUAUUUUCCUCUCCCUCCUUCAGUCUCUCUUUUCAUCUCCUAUUCUUCCUUCUUCCUUGCAUUCUCAUGGAUUGAAAACAUGUUGGUUAUUUCUUCUCCUCCUCCUCCUUUUGACGAUUUUCUCUACCCCUUUUAUCCCUCUCAAUCAGCUGGCUGAGAGAAUGGAAAUUGGAAACAUUAGGUUAAGAGAGGGGCCUUUACUAUAUGUCCUCGGGCACUGCUUUAAUGCUUCUUGUAGCAAGAAAUUCUUACAUUGGCUAUGCCUAUCGUAAUCAACGGCAUGGCUUCACAGGUUUAA
Messenger RNA from Gastrolobium bilobum, 2213 nucleotides. RefSeq names its product polypyrimidine tract-binding protein homolog 3. The transcript has 15 exons. Gene Ontology annotation, biological process: regulation of RNA splicing; mRNA processing. Gene Ontology annotation, cellular component: nucleus. The record is from RefSeq and is a predicted model, not a curated record. Gene Ontology annotation, molecular function: mRNA binding. NCBI's taxonomy places the organism in Eukaryota, Viridiplantae, Streptophyta, Magnoliopsida, Fabales, Fabaceae. Bases 143 to 1474 code for a protein of 443 amino acids.